AUGAUUUUACAAGCGCAAGCCCGUUGUCAUCGCAUAGGACAACAGAAGAUGGUUAAAAUAUAUCGAUUAAUAUGUAGAAAUACCUAUGAAAGAGAAAUGUUUGAUAAAGCUUCUCUAAAAUUAGGACUUGAUAAGGCUAUUUUACAAAGUAUGAAAUACUUCUCAAGGAAAAGAAACAGGCUUAAAACAGUUGUCGAAAAAGAAAUCGAGGAUCUUUUGAAGAAAGGGGCUUACGGUGCCGUUAUGGAUGAAGAUAAUGCCGGUGAUAAAUUUUGCGAAGAAGACAUCGAAAUGAUUUUGGCUCGCAGGACACAAGUUAUUCAAAUGGAAUCUGAAAAAGGGUCUACAUUUUCAAAAGCAAGUUUUGCAGCUACUGAUCAAAGAUCAGACAUUGAUAUAAGGGAUCCAGAUUUUUGGAAUAAGUGGGCAAAGAAAGCUGAGAUUGAUACGACGGAAAAGAAAGAAGAUGAAGAUUUAAUAGUUACAGAACCUAGGAAAAGAACUAUAAUUAAAAAGAUACGGACAUGA
Danaus chrysippus (African queen) is the source of this 528-nucleotide messenger RNA. Lineage: Eukaryota; Metazoa; Arthropoda; Insecta; Lepidoptera; Nymphalidae. The record is from the annotation of a GenBank genome assembly.